Molecule: messenger RNA, 1123 nt
Organism: Molossus molossus (Pallas's mastiff bat)
Lineage: Eukaryota; Metazoa; Chordata; Mammalia; Chiroptera; Molossidae
Gene: STX19
Product: syntaxin 19
Exons: 2
Coding region: 139-1113 (324 amino acids)
Biological process (GO): intracellular protein transport; exocytosis; synaptic vesicle fusion to presynaptic active zone membrane
Cellular component (GO): plasma membrane; SNARE complex; endomembrane system
Molecular function (GO): SNARE binding; SNAP receptor activity
Source: RefSeq, a predicted model, not a curated record
CAGCAAAAGGACAACUUUAUCUCUAACUUAUUUGGCUUCGUAAUUUGGCUUUCAAUUAAGUUAACUAUAUGAAAACAUACAGAAAUUGCCUGUUAACUGUAAUAUAGAGACUUAAAUAAUUUGAUCAACAGGUUACAGAUGAAAACUCAGUUUCUCUCUCAAAGGCAAGACUCCAACACCGCAGGUGGAAAAGCAACAAAAGGAACAAGACAAAGGAGGAAAGGCAAGAUGAAGGACCGACUUCAAGAACUAAAGCAGCGAACAAAGGAACUUGAACUCUCUAGAGACAGGCAUGUGUCAACUGCAGAAGCAGAGGAACAAGGAAUGAUUCUGCAGCAAGCAGUUAUUUAUGAAAGAGAGCCUGUAGCUGAAAGACACCUACAUGAGAUCCAAACACUACAGGAGAGUAUUAACAAUUUGACAGACGAUGUUCAAAAAUUUGGGCAGCAACAGAAAAGUCUGGUGGCUUCAAUGAGAAGGUUUAGUCUACUUAAGAAAGAGUCGAGCAUUGCAAAGGAGAUAAAAAUUCAAGCAGAACACGUUAAGAGAGGUUUGGAUGAUUUAGUAAAAGAAGCUAAAAAAUCAGAGGCUGAAAAUGGUCCAUCAUCAGUGGUCACAAGGAUACUUCAAUCUCAGCAUGCUGCCAUGUUCCGCCAUUUUCAACAAACAAUGUUGAUAUACAAUGACACGAUAGCAGCAAAGCAAGAGAAGUGCAAGACAUUUAUUCUCCGUCAGCUUGAAGUGGCUGGAAAGGAAGUACCUGAAGAAGAAGUAGAGGACAUGCUCCAACAAGGAAAAUGGGAAGUUUUUAAUGAAAGCUUGCUGGCAGAAACCAAUAUCACUAAAGCACAACUCUCAGAGAUUGAACAGAGACACAGAGAACUUGUCAACUUGGAGAAUCAAGUAAAGGACUUAAGGGAGCUUUUCAUUCAGAUAUCUCUUUUAGUAGAGGAACAAGGUGAAAGCAUCAACAAUAUUGAAAUGAUAGUGAAUGGUACAAAAGAGUAUGUUAACACUACUAAAGAGAAAUUUGGACUAGCUGUAAAAUACAGAAAAAGAAAUCCUUGCAGGGUACUGUGUUGUUGGUGUUGUCCAUGCUGUAGCUCCAAAUAAAGAAGCUGUU